This is a messenger RNA of Penicillium hordei, 4140 nucleotides long. RefSeq lists its product as uncharacterized. The transcript has 6 exons. Lineage: Eukaryota; Fungi; Ascomycota; Eurotiomycetes; Eurotiales; Aspergillaceae. The record is from RefSeq and is a predicted model, not a curated record. The coding region runs from base 1 to 4140 and encodes 1379 amino acids.
AUGGCUAAUAGCCGGACGCUUUAUUUGAGUUCAAUGUGGUCACUGGAGGACCGAGGGAUUUCUGAAUUUCGAGACAAGCUCAAGAAAUUGAAUCCCGGUGCUUCGAUCAAGGUCCAAUAUCAAUCUGAUAAGCAUUUCUUGAUUGUAACUGGUCAGUUCGAUGAUGAAUUCGAUGUCGAAAUCACAUCGCUUCUUGCAACUUAUAUCGAAGAGCAUCGCAAUGAUGAUCUACUUGAGAUGCCGAGAGUUCGGCAAAUUCCGAUCUCGGCCUACUUCGAUCCCAAUCCCCUUCUUGGCUACGGAAGCGAUGCGCAGCCAGGGGUGGAAACCCUAGUGGAGGAAAUUAUGCCGACACAACCCACUAGCGAUGGACCCGUUGUCAAGUUCUGGUAUCCCUCGCAGGUGGGAUUAGGUCCCAUCUCUCAUGAAUCAGGCCCUCUCCUACGUCGAAUUUCCGAAAUGACAGAAACACAAAUUACAGUGCAGGAAGCCCGAGGGCUCCGUAUUUCUGCACAGGACAUGGACAACAUCAAGGGGGCAAUGGAUAUACUCGACUCCCUUGAAGAGUGCUUGGAUCUCAUUGAGAACCAAAACCAAGGGCUGAUCAUCCUUACUCCAAAACGGGAAAACGCUACCUUUCGCGUCAUGACAUAUGCGCAGAUCAGUGCCACUGCCUUGUGGCGUAUUUUAAUCGACCGAAAUGCCUCUCUUCGUCUUCCAAAGAUAAUAAUUUUGGUGGUUUGUGAAUUCGACGAGCUCGCUAACGAAUUCCGUCCACUUCGCAAACUUCGGCAGCCGCCGCAAGUGGUCCUGAAGGAAGCGAGCAUUACUAGAGAUUGGGAAGACUAUUAUUUUCCAGAGAUAGGUCCGAAAAACGACCCCCUUCUAGGGGAGAUUGAUCAGCAUCUCCUGCCUAAAAGUGAGACCUCUCCCGAGAGGGGCGAUGCUCAGCACCCGUUUCUCUCUACUGGGAAGGCAAAAGAUGUCGACAAUUGGAUCUCUCGGGGUGUCGAUAAACGGCCUUUGGCAACCGACAGUCGUAUAAAAACACCACUGGGAGAUGAGCCCACCUUCCCUGAGAUUGUUGGGUCCAAGCCUCCACCUGAGUCCGGCGUUUCCGCGCCACGGGACCAGAGACAGUCCAGCCCAUUCAAGCCCAAUCCGGCAGGCAUCAAAGGACGUGUGGUUAUGCGACCAGAUGGAACUGUAGCACCCCCUAUCCAGCCUCGACAAGAGAAGCCAACAGGCACCCCUCGUGGCUCAAUUACCUCUCUGUUUAGCAGACUCAGCUAUAGGGAGAGAAUGAGGGAGCAACAGGCAGCCGGUUCGUCUGCCUCAGUCCCUCAACAAAGAGCCGUCGGGAUUGUUCGUAGCGCGGCUAACCCCACUGUUCCAAACGCAGCUUCUAAACAAUCGGAAACAAGGUCUAAGGUAACCGGUCCUGUGACUUCUACUUCUACUCAAGAACCGAAAUCAAUUGCCACCCCGUGUCCCCCAGUUCUGUCCACUCAUCCGGGUGCAACACCCAAACAGUCGGAAGAAAAGUCAGAUGCAGCUGGUUUGGCUUUCUCUCCAGCUAACAAAGAAGAGAAGCCGACUAGUCGCUCUAGUUCUCCAAGAGUCGACAGGGCCCAGCCUCUUGGCAUACUCGAGACAGUGGAUUCACAGGUGAAUACAUCACCCCAAGGGCGAAGUGUCGAUUCAGUGAUGGGGCAGAUAAGGUUAAUUAUUGAUACGGCCAAGACCUCGAGGGAAACUCGAAUGGAGGAAUUGUCCAACAAGCCAAAAAUAACAGAUCAAAAACACCCAAGCACCACAUCCACUCAGCUGGAUCUCAGAAAAGAGGACACAGAAGACCUCAGCCCUCUCAUUGAUCUUGAUUGUGAAGUGAAGAGCCUGGAUAGUGGUUUGAAAAACAUCGUUGCGUUCGAUCCGCCAGCUACAGUCCCAUCAAGCGGUCCCAAGGAUUCUACAGAUGCUCAACAUGACCAAUUCCAGCAUCGUGAGGCUACUACUUCUACUCAAACUGAUGAUAUUUUCGAUACACCCAAUAUCGAUGAUACAACCAUGCAACCUCAGCUAACUUCGACCAUCUCUCCUUGUUCUGGGCCAACCGAAGAUCUGAUGAUCCUCCAUGCGACGACUCCAGCCUCUGUUACUAGCGAGCCUGCCCAGCCAGGACUCGCAACAGGUGCGCCAUUGCCUGAUUCAGAGGUUGCUGGCUCUUAUAGCCAGAGCGACGUAUUGGAAGACGAACAGGAACCCGAACACGCUGCUGAAUUUCGCAGCAAGGCGGAUGAAGUAGCACUGGAAUACCUGCUCAAGCAGAUCAAGGAAAAUCCAGCCCCGGAAAUCCCUAGCAUUGAGGAGAUUUCUAUGCUCCUUUAUGCUAACCCAAUUGAUCCUGCACCUCGAGGUCUGUCCUCUAGCUCGCUUCUCAGUUCUCCCCGUGGUAUUCAGCCACAUCAAGACCCUGGUCAGGGGGCUGAGAAGGUGCCAUUUCUUCAUCCAGAUCUCAUUGAUAUCUCACCUCAGAUGCUUUCUCCUCGCUCGAGUAAUGCUUCUUUGCAACCAUGCGGCUCCAAAGGCGAGGAGCAAGGUACGGAAACUGAAGUUGGCGAAAAGCUGGCGGUCUCAGAUGAGACACAGACAAGGGAAUUCCGUGAGAAAAUGUUCCAUCAGCGGCCUCCCGACAAGGCUUUUCAUUGGGUGGAUGAGGUAACCAAAGUAGUGAAAAGGGCAAAGAUUGAAGUCCACACUGCUGAUACCCGGGAGCGAAAGGAAAACACUGAAACCAAUGCAGAGCACAAGGGAAAUGUUCACGCCCCAGUCGUUAAUUUCUGGCACCGAAGAACAGUAUCUAAGUCAACACAAGCACAGCCACAAAAAAGCAUUGCUUCUCCCACGAAGACGGUUGUGAAAUCAUCAAAAGAAAAGAAGCUCGUUUAUGACUCAACAGAGUCUCUAUUUCGCUUCCUUCGACCAAUUCUUGAUGCAGUCCGCAGCUUUCCCGGAACGUUGAGUCUUCAAUUCCAGUUCGGUCUUAUGUUCAUGCCCAGUCUGCCAGCUUCAACCAAAGAGAGGGAGAUGAGCUACAGGGAGAUUCACCAGCUGUUCUUCUCUAAGAAUAACUUGACACCGCCUCCAGCCUCAUUCUUCGAGCGCUUGACUUCCUCCCCAGUGGACAUUGACUACCUCAUCGACUUGGAGGUCAAUCAAUCUCGUCUGUUCGACCAAAAGUACAGCCACCGAGGCAUAAAGUACGAGUUCUGGUGCCGUGUUGGUCCGAACAGAACCAUUGUUAUCUCUGUUAAUGAAUAUGGGCAUGCUAUGAUUCGUUAUCCUGAGAUCUCCCUAGGCACGGUGCACUUGAGUUUCCCUUCACAAGUCUGGGAUGCAGCUGCUAGGGUACAAGGCUUUAUCGAAUACAUUACGGGAGCUGACCCGGAGCUUGACGAAGCUGCACGAAUGAUGGCGAAAAGCAUCCGGAUAGAACCAAACAAUAAACAUCUCCGUAUGCUGGUCCGUCUACCGCCUGCGUCAAAGUUCAAAAUCGAGAAGGUGUUCAUGGAACGAUGGAGUCGUCACCAUUACUUCUCGGAAAAGAGCAAGAACCUGUUUCUCCAAAUCAGCGAAACCCAAGAACUCUUCGCCAUCCCCUCCAUUCUGGAUCCAGGUAUCAUGGUUCUGCAGAACGCCCCGCUUGAGAAAAUGGUCAAGGAUGGAAAACAGUGGUGGCAAGCCUCAAUUGUCAGCAGCAAAGUGGACGAUAUCAUGAAAUCAAAUUCCUUCCUGGAACCUGGUGACCGCAAUGAGUCCUGGUGUGCGACAGAUCUGCUCGGUGCAGAUAUCACAAAUGUCGUUCCCUCUACUGCGAACCAGGAGCUGAGUACCCUGGGAGCUGAAGUCGCUCAUUCGGGAAUUGGAGCAAUGUUCCAACUUGCUAAAACUGUCGUGCAGAAAAUCGAUGCUGUCGGGUACUGGAAUAGAGGUCCUGCCAGCCUUGACGGAUGCACUAACACGUCGAAUGACCGCAGCCAAGGUGGUACGGGUACCGUCAAGGAGCCAUCCAAUGACUUGGGGAACCAAUUAGUACCCUGGUCCCCGGCGGCUGGGAUCAAGGAAAAGCACAAGUGGUGA